This is a messenger RNA of Acaulospora colombiana, 324 nucleotides long. The record is from the annotation of a GenBank genome assembly. NCBI's taxonomy places the organism in Eukaryota, Fungi, Glomeromycota, Glomeromycetes, Diversisporales, Acaulosporaceae.
AUGCGUCAGGAGCGUUUUUACGGAGAGGUGCAGACAUGGGAAAUGGAUGUUGAGAACAAGUGCUCCAACAAUGGGCUGGGUAUUAUGCCAAAGUCAUUCCGCAUCUUUACAAAGGCAGCCAAAAAUGCGAUUCACUCGAGCUAUUGUAGUCGGUUUAGAGGACAUCCUCACCGGCUGAAUGGUUUGGCUGUGGCAGCAUUAGGCUCACGCCCAAUUGUUCUGUGGAUGGGGAUCGCCGCCACUCGCCUUUUGUCGCAUUUGGCCGCUCAGUCCUCUUGCCAGAUUAGUCUAACAACUAGCAAGUACAUUCAACAAACUCUGUAA